Molecule: messenger RNA, 3286 nt
Organism: Boleophthalmus pectinirostris (great blue-spotted mudskipper)
Lineage: Eukaryota; Metazoa; Chordata; Actinopteri; Gobiiformes; Gobiidae
Product: von Willebrand factor A domain-containing protein 7-like
Exons: 18
Coding region: 251-3286 (1011 amino acids)
Source: RefSeq, a predicted model, not a curated record
CUGCAUUUGACUGUAUAGCAACAGGGUUCUAGUUAAUGUCAUCUGAGAUUAUUGGGGAGGGGAGCAACGGUCUUUAUGUUACUACAAUUGCUGAGGAUGGGCAUAGUCUGACCAGUGGGUUGUCAUAACAACACUUUGUAGCAGAUGUAUAUAUUUGUGCUGACUCUAUCAUUCGGUUUUAGACAUCUGCAGUUGUUAAUCUCCGAAGUCAUAGUGCUAAGUGAAAAUGAAAUGAAAACGAAGUGAAAAUAUGUCUGGUUUGUGUUUACUGGCGCUCAUCUCCCUGCUCCCUGGAGCGCCUGGUUUUAAAAUCCUGGGGAGUGGAAAAUCAUGGAGUCAUCAGGAGAUCACACAGAGAGCCAUCCUAAAUGUCACUACACAUGCCUGUCGCGCUGUGGCUGAAGCUGAGGGCCGGGGCUUCACUUUUCCUACAUCGUUCACCACAGAAAGCGUACUUGAAGCAUGUGCAGCACGUGAAGCAGGAAGGGCUUAUGGCAGAAACAUAUUUAUCAUUAAAUCCAGAAAUGCAGCAGUGGAUUUAUAUGUACUAUCCUCAAAGCGACAUUUUGAUGAAGAAAAUUUUAUUGAAGGAAAAAAACUAAUCACAGAUGGAUUAGACGCUGUAAAGGCCAGCAUCAAGAAAGAUAAUAUGCUGUCUGCAAGAUUUAAACUUGGAGAAAUAUCACAUACUUUACAGGAUUUCUACAGUCACAGCAACUGGAUUGAAAUUGGAAAUGACAGGCCAAAUUCUAAUGUGAUCAGGAAACUGGAUAGCAUUGGCAAAAUAGCAGACAAAACAAGGGCAACCUGUCGUGACUGUGUUGGAAAUGAUUGCACCAACAAUAUUUUAGAAGAUAUCCUUGAAGAGAAAGUCCUGACAUCAGGGUUUUUCUUCCUUAAUCCAUUCAGAAGCAAGCCACCAGGAAAAUGCAGUCAUGGUGAUUUUCCAGACGUAUCAGCACUGAUGACACCCAAAGGUGGAAUAAACAAGGACACUUUAACUUCGAGUCAUGGACACCUGCACAAUCAGGCUGCUAUGGUCGCUGUAGCAGCCACAUCUGAGCUGUUGGAUGAUGUGCGCAAUGCAGCAGGGGACAAAGAGUUUUUACGGUACAUGGGAGUCAUCCCUGGAAAAGCUUUAUGUUUUGUGAUUGACACAACGGGAAGUAUGGGUGAUGAUAUUGCAGCAGUGAAAGAAGUAACUUCAGAAAUAAUAAACAAAAGAGUUGGAACAAAGAAUGAGCCUUCAUUUUAUAUUCUCGUGCCUUUUAAUGACCCAGAUUUUGGUCCACUUAUAAGAACUACAGAUGCAAAUGAAUUCAAAAAUGCCAUUAAUGCACUGACUCCGAGCGGUGGUGGAGAUGCACCUGAAAUGUCUCUUUCUGGAUUGCAGCUAGCUCUAACAGGUGCCCCCUUUGACUCUGAGAUUUACCUCUUCACUGAUGCUGCAGCAAAAGACUCUCACCUGAAAAGUACAGUGACUGCACUGAUAGAAAGGACAGGCUCUGUGGUCAAUUUUAUGAUAACUAGUUUCUCAAGUUUACGUCGACGUAGAUCAAACAGUGGGAAUCAGCAGGAAAGAGGUGUAGUGUACAAGGACCUGGCUUUUGCUUCAGGAGGAGUAAGACAUUUACGUCAGCGUAGAUCAAACAAUGGAAAUCUGCAGCAGAGAGCUGCUCGACUGGCAGUUACAGAAAGUCAAGUGUACAAGGACCUGGCUGCUGCUUCAGGAGGCCAGGCUGUGGAAGUGACAAAAAAUCAGCUCCUGGAGGCUAUCAAUGCUGUUUUGGAGACUUCAACCUCAAAUGUGGUGACCCUUCUGCAGGUCGUCAGGAACCCAGGAAAGUUAGAAAACUUCACUUUCACAGUGGAUGACACAGUAACAAACCUCACCAUCUACAUAACUGGGACAAACAAGGACUUCACUCUCAUCAGCCCCACAGGUGUGGUUCAGGAGGGCACUGCCACAAAUGGAUCACUCAUCACUUCAACAGUGGCUGUUGGAAACCUCCAAGCUUUAAUGUUGAAAAUAGAAGUGGGAUCAUGGGAAAUUAGGAUGGGUUCAACAAACCCCUACUCUCUGAAGAUCACAGCCAAGACUCCCAUUGACUUUUUCUUCAGCUUUAUGCAGCCAACAGAAGGCCCUUUUGAGGGAUACACUGCGAUUGAAGAUCGUCCAAAAGCAGGAGCUAAUGGCACAAUGACAGUAACACUACUUGGGAGUGACACAGCCAAUGUGACAGAAGUGGAUCUUGUUUACUCAUCCGGGUCUGGACAAGAGAAAGGCACAGUCACUAGUCAGGGCAAUGGAGAAUACUUAGUCCAGUUUGAGACAAUCCCCUACCAGGAGUUUACUGUGGUUGUAAAGGGGCAGAAUGGCAAAAGUUCAACCAGAUCAGUGCACCCACUGACUUUCCAACGACAGUCCACUACCAACACCAGAGCCUCGUCUGUUUUAAUCACUAUUAGUGAAGAAAAUGACGUCAUUGAACCAGGUGCUAUACUGUCUGUGAACUUUACUGUCUCCACCAAUGGUUCAGGAGGAACUUUUAGAAUUAGAGUCACGAACGACCAAAGCUUCAGUGUGUCUUUUCCUGGGACUCUGGAGGUGGAGAGCGGCAGCAGCGCUGUUGGCACACUGCAACUUUCAGUUCCCACGAAUGCAGAGUCUGGUACUGAAGUCACACUGACAAUAGAGGCUCAAGCACCAGAUGGAGACAUCAACUAUGUUGUGUUAACUGCCACUGUCCUGAAAGAGGUCACAGAUGUGUCUCCUCCAGUUUGUGAGCUGCUCAGUUUACAAGACAAUUGCACAGAACUCUGCAGUAACUCCACUUGGCAGCUCUCCAUUCGGCUGAGUGACGGGGUAAAUGGCACUGGUAUUGUCAGAGUGUACCACAGACAAGGCAACGGCACUCUGAACACAACUGUAAAUGCCAAUGACACCCUUGUGUCCUAUGAAGCUUCCUGCUGUUCAUCUGCAGUGGAGAUAGUCGCUGUGGAUGCUGUAGGUAACGUAGGUUCCUGUUCUUUCACAACUCAAGUGGCGAGCAGCGCCAUAGCAACAACAGAACCAACAACUACUACUACUACUACUACUACUACUACUACUACUACUACUCCUACUACUACUACUACUACUACUACUACUACUACUACUACUACUACUACUACUACUACUACUACUACUACUACUACUACUACUACAUUGUCUUUGGCUCCAAAAGUCAGCCAGUCCUUUCUCCUCUGUUUCAUCAUUGCCCUACUUGCUUUUCAACUUAAAUAA